AAAAACCCAACUCCAUCCACUCCAAAGCUCCCAAUCCAUGUCCUUGGACCGUCGUCCUCGCAUAAUUGUCCACCAUGGAACCCGAAGAAUGAGAAGAUACCAUUACUACUGGUGCCAGCAUUGCCAAAGAACAGUGAGGAUUACCUCCGGGAUCCUAUCAGAAAUUCUUCUAUGUCCUUUUUGCUCAUGCAGACUCCAGUAUGAGUUCCAUGCACCGAGGCUAAGGCUUGUCCCCACUUUUACAGGCCUAGGAGACCUGGCAGCUGAGCUGUUGGAGGAUAUGGAUGUUAGUCUGCUGCCAAGGAGGCGGCAAAACACUGAUUUAAACGGAGUUUUAUGGGGAUCUGAAAUGCGUAUUCCCUCCAUUAAUGUCCCAUCUGGGGUCGGCCGUCAUUUCCUUACACCACCUCGGCCAGGCAGGCCGGUGGCUGCACCUGAAAAUGUGGCAGUGCCCAGAUUGGGUGGAAGCAAUUUUACCAUCAGGGACGUGCUGAACGAGGCGAUGGAGGAGCUUACUCACAAUGAGGUGACGGGGGAGAACACCCAAGAUGACAGGCCUGGGCCGCCACCUGCUGCCCCUUCAGCCAUUGAGGCCUUGCCAUCAGUAAGGCUGACACCCACCCAUUUGAGAAACGACCCUUGUUGCCCAGUUUGCAAGGAGGAAUAUCGGGCUGGUGAGGAAGUGAGGGAGAUGCCCUGCAACCAUUUGUAUCACUCCGACUGUAUUGUUCCUUGGUUGAGAAUUCAUAACUCUUGCCCCGUUUGCCGCUAUGAGCUGCAAGCUUCCCCCAACCCUCAUGCUGUUCACAACACUAGAGCUGAAAAUUUUGAUGUUGAAGAGGUGACGAACCGCCUAGUCUGGCCAUGGAACCAGUUGUUCUCUAUGUGGCCGUUCCGUUCAUUGCCAAAUUGGAGGUACCCAGAUGGUCUUGAUUUCCAUUACCAUCGGCGUGGAGCUGGCACCUGGUGGCCUUCCUGGCUCAUUCUAUAGCAUAUAUAUGUAUGUUGCAGCAGCACAGUCCCUGUGGGGAAGCUGCUUAUAACAUUAGCUUUAUGUUUGAAUUGUUCCUUAGGCAGGUAAGUAUAUAUAUCCAAUAUAUGCUAAUUUCAAGGUUGCUCUGGUGGAAAUAUGUCGAGGAUUCGCAGGUACGUCCAUAGGCCUGUAUUUUCUAUAUAUGUAUAGUCAUUUUUUUCCCUCAUCGUUUCUCCAUUUCAAUUAUGCAGUUAGGUUUCAUAAGGGGGCAAUGUACAGUGCUGAAGCUCCUAACUAUCCUGAAGUGUUUUUUCUUCUUUCUUUCAAAGUUUUCAACAUUAAAAAAAAAAAAAAAUGUAGUGUGAUCUCCUAGGUAUCGAAGCUAUACUAAAUGGGUGCACCAGAAUGCUGAUGCGUACAUGCAAUGAAAGGGGGUUUCAGCUCAAGCUCAAGCCUCUUUGGACUCUGAAGAUGCCGAUGAGGUGAGCUAGCAGAAUUGGCUGAGCGAGAGAUUUGGAUGGAAGAAACUGCUGUGAACAUGAUGAUGAGCUAAAAUCUGACAAAAGAACCAUCUGUCCUGCAACGAAGUGAUGGAAACUAGCAACAAUGGCGAUAGAUGUGAUAUCAUCCAUGCUCAAUAAUUUGUUGUUACACCAGGAUCUUCAUUACCAUAGUUUGAGCAAAUCUAAAUUACUCGCUCAUUGUCUUUGUCUUUGGGGCAGAAUAAAUUGUAACUCCAAAACCCACAAUCUUGUGAUAGAUUAGGCCUCAGUCUCAUUCUUUUUCUU
Molecule: messenger RNA, 1761 nt
Organism: Vitis riparia (riverbank grape)
Lineage: Eukaryota; Viridiplantae; Streptophyta; Magnoliopsida; Vitales; Vitaceae
Product: E3 ubiquitin-protein ligase RZF1-like
Exons: 2
Coding region: 38-991 (317 amino acids)
Biological process (GO): protein ubiquitination
Cellular component (GO): cytoplasm
Molecular function (GO): ubiquitin protein ligase activity
Source: RefSeq, a predicted model, not a curated record